Messenger RNA from Hibiscus syriacus, 1748 nucleotides. RefSeq names its product triacylglycerol lipase OBL1-like. Gene Ontology annotation, molecular function: triacylglycerol lipase activity. The record is from RefSeq and is a predicted model, not a curated record. Bases 108 to 1556 code for a protein of 482 amino acids. Lineage: Eukaryota; Viridiplantae; Streptophyta; Magnoliopsida; Malvales; Malvaceae. The transcript is spliced from 5 exons. Gene Ontology annotation, biological process: lipid metabolic process.
AAGCUCAAUACAAAGCAUCCCUAAGCUGAAUUCUCAGUUUCCCCUUCCCCUCCAAAAUCCCACAAAUUAGUGUUGCUUUUUGCAGUAGAGAGAAAGAGAGGUCCGCGAUGGAAGCAACGGCAGGCAGAAAGGAGUUCUAUAGCAAUUACAUGCUAUUUAACCCUAAAAAAGCCACGCUGUUCGACCUAAUUGCCCUCUUGUUUUCUAAGAAUCUAAAGAACAGAAAAUUUAUUGAAACCAAUAUCGAAACCGAGGAAAGUUUCUGGUAUAGACUGCUUGUGUUCCUUUCCACUCUUGCAGAAGUUUCUGCUCACAUAAAGGUACCAAUGGCUUUGGCCGGCCAGACUUUUGAGGAUAUGUGCAACCUUUUCACUAACAAUGGUGGCUUGUUUGGUCUCGUAAAACGAGUCAUGACAGGGAAGGUGGUGAUUCCAGACAGAGAAGCAGCGAACUAUCUUUCAGCUGUUGGAUUCACGGACCCGAGAAUGGAGUUAAGCAAAGACAUUGUUUAUGGAGACUCCAUGUAUUAUCCAGUUCUUUCCAUUAUGGCUGCUAAAGCUGUUUACAAUAAUGGUGCUUAUAACAAAUCUAUUGUCGAAGACCAUUGGGGAAUGCAACUCAUUGGAUUCAAGAAUUAUUGGAAUGAUUUCAUACUACAACCGGACACCCAAGUUACUCUAUUCCGGAACAAAACCGCCGAUCACGACACCAUCGUUGUUUGUUUCAGAGGAACACAGCCAUUCAGUGCCGAUGAUUGGAGUACGGACAUCGAUUUGUCUUGGUACGAGUUCCCCGGAAUCGGAAAGGUUCACAGUGGUUUCUUAAAAGCCUUAGGGAUGCAAAAAGUCGUCGGAUGGCCCAAGUUCGUCGUCCCCGAUAUCACCCGUCGUGCGCCGUUGGCUUAUUACGACAUAAGGAAUAUCUUGAAGGACCUUUUGAAACAAAACCCCGAUGCCAAAUUCAUAGUGACCGGCCACAGUUUGGGCGGUGCGUUGGCCGCUCUUUUCCCGGCGAUCUUGUUUUACCACGACGACCAAUUGUUGCUGGAGAGGAUGGAAGGCGUUUACACGUUUGGCCAACCCAGGGUCGGAGACGACGCUUUUGGGAUUUACAUGGAGAAGAAUCUGAACAAGAACGGGAUCGGGUUUUACAGAUACGUUUACUGUUAUGAUUUGGUUCCUAGGGUUCCUUUCGACGCCAUGUUCAAGCACUUCGGCACCUGCGUUUUCUACAACAGUAAAUAUCAAGCAAAGAUAGUUGAGGAUGUGCCAUACAAGAACUACUUCUCGCUCUUCGGGUUUAUUCCGAUCCAUUUGAACGCCAUUUAUGAGGUGAUAAGGAGCUUCACGAUGAGAAGCAAAUAUGGAUCGGAUUAUACCGACGGGUGGUUGAUGUUCGGCGUCAGAUUAUUCGGACUUCUGAUCCCUGGAAUCGCGAAUCAUUGCCCACAAGACUACGUUAACUCCACUCGUCUCGGCAAACCCGACGACGUUUUGUUCCUCCCUCUCCACACCAAGAAGGCUCUUGGUUUUGAAGUGCCCUUGUUAGCUGCAUAACUUAAUAUGGCCUCAGAACGUUGGUUGCCGCUGCUGAUGUAUUGUGUAGAAAAAUAACCGGAAGGUAUUCUAGUACCACCAGGGUUGAAACCUAGCUAUGUUAUGUAUAUUAAUUAUGCUUCAUCCAUGUUAAAAGAACUUUCAUGUAUUUUCAUCUUGGUUUGUGAGAAUAAAACGGAAACGUUUUCUUCC